This is a messenger RNA of Eutrema salsugineum, 664 nucleotides long. RefSeq lists its product as uncharacterized. NCBI's taxonomy places the organism in Eukaryota, Viridiplantae, Streptophyta, Magnoliopsida, Brassicales, Brassicaceae. The coding region runs from base 166 to 534 and encodes 122 amino acids. The transcript has a single exon. The record is from RefSeq and is a predicted model, not a curated record.
AUUUAAUAAGAUACAACCAUAAAAUCUCAUCACAUCUUUAUAUAUAAACAACACAUUGGUGAAACUCUUUCGUUACAACAACCAAGCAAACAACAACAAAAUCAUCUCUUCACAUCAUCUUCUUGACUUCUCUCUAUUUUAUACAGUUAAGAAAGUAUCAACAAGAUGCAAAUGCUUAGAAGCUUUAGCACGAGGACAAGAAGCCGUCGUGGAGGCUACGAGCGAGUGAGUGAUGAUUCAACUUUCAGUUUACUCGGAGCAAAGCUAAGAAGAUCGACGAGUGUUCCUUACUACGCUCCAUCUAUAAAGCUUGGUGCUGGUGGUGUCCCGACCAUUCUUGAGGAGCUUCCUCGUCAGAAAUCCAAGAAAGUCAAACCAACAAGCAAAUUUAGCCACCCGAUCUUUAGCUUUUUAUACGGAAAGAAGAAGAAGUCGACAACGACGAAGCCUGAGUUUUCUCGGUAUCUUGAGUAUUUGAAGGAAGGUGGAAUGUGGGAUGCGAGAUCUAAUACGCCUGUUAUUUAUUACAAGUAGAUGACGAAUUUAUGGAAAAUGAAAAUCAAGAAAUUGUUUUUCAAAAAAAAUAAAUUAAAUGAGUUUAUAUCUUUUAAUUUGUGAUGAUAUUUGUAUAUUAUAAUUAUCGAUUCAUUUAGUUUUCCUUUAA